AAACAUCUGCUCCACUCCGGCAAAAAUGAUUCAAGACCAGCACAGCGAACACCACCCCCUGGCUACUUGAAACCUGAAACAAACGCUCUUUUGAAAAGUGAUUGGCUCGCUGAAUCUAUUGUGAGUUCAUUCGACUCAUUUCUACCACGAUUAGCGACUCCGAGAUUCAAGACACUCAUUAUCAUCAUGGUGGCCUUUGGUGCUGGAGCGUUUCUCCUGACGCUGCGCGUCCUACUUUCUGCAUCUCUGUCUUCAGCGGUUCCUUUGGCUCAAGCACCGGCUGCACCAGCCCCACCGGCGGGCGGCUCUGGAUACUGGCUUGGGUCCAUCAAGCACCAGGGCCAAGCCGCCUUCAACCCCAACCCAGCAUCCUACCAGGUCUUCCGCAAUGUCAAGGAACUGGGCGCCAAGGGCGACGGUGUUACUGACGAUACCGAUGUCAUCAACAAGAUCAUCGCCGACGGCAACCGCUGUGGCGAGGGCUGCGACUCUUCGACCACUACUCCUGCCCUCGUCUACUUUCCCCCGGGUACUUACAUGAUCAGCAAGCCCAUCAUCCAGUACUACUACACAAUGUUCGUUGGCGACCCAUUGAACAUGCCCGUUCUCAAGGCCACAGCGAACUUUGAAGGUAUGGGCCUCAUCGAUGCCGAUCCCUACAUCCCAGGUGGCAACGGUGCCAACUGGUACACCAACCAGAACAACUUCUACCGCCAGGUUCGCAACUUUGUCAUCGACAUCUCCGCCGCCAAGGUUGCUGCUGGUAUCCACUGGCAAGUCUCCCAAGCCACCAGUCUACAAAACAUUGUUUUCGAGAUGGCCAAGGGUGACGCCGGCAAGGACCAGAAGGGCAUCUUCCAGGACAACGGCUCUGGUGGUUUCAUGACGGAUCUGGUCUUCAACGGUGGUGCCAUUGGCGCUUUCAUGGGAUCCCAGCAAUUCACCGUCCGCAACAUGACCUUCAACGACUGCGGCACCGCCAUUUUCCAGAACUGGAACUGGGUCUUCACCUACAAGAGCAUCACUAUCAACAACUGCAAGGUUGGUCUCGACAUGGCCAACAGCCCUUCUAACCAGACCGUUGGCUCUGUCCUCCUGCUCGACAGCAAGCUCACCAACACCCCGAUUGGUAUCAACUCUUCUUUUACUGAAAACAGCGUGCCCACCACCGGCGGUACUCUGAUCCUCGACAACGUCGACUUUUCUGGCUCUGAAAAGGCCAUUAUUGGCCCCGGUGGAAACACCAUCCUUGCAGGUGGUCGCAAAAUUGACGCCUGGGCCCAGGGUAACGCUCUCGCUGCUGGAUCCACCCAGGGCCGUGUUCAGGGUGAUAUCACUGGCGCACCCGCUAAGCCCCAGAGUCUCCAGGGUCUGAACGGCUGGUUCGAGCGCAGCAAGCCCCAGUACGAGAAUGUCGAUGUCUCCAAGUUUGUCAGCCUCAAGUCCAAGGGCGCCAAAGGCGACGGUGCGACUGAUGACACUGCCGCUAUUCAGUCUGCUAUUGAUGGCCUCCAGGCCGGCGAGAUACUUUUCGUCGAUCACGGCUCUUAUCUUAUCACCAAAACCGUCACUGUUCCCGCGGCGAAGAAUGUCAAGAUGGUCGGUGAAGCUUACAGCACUUUCCUCAUCACUGGCGACUUCUUCUCCAAGAUGGAUGACCCCAAGCCCGGCUUCCAAAUCGGCACUAAGAGCGGCGACAAGGGCUCUUUCGAGGCUUCUGAUCUUAUCAUUGGAACCCAGGGCCCCGCCCCCGGCGGUAUCCUGAUGGAGUGGAAUAUCAAUGCCGAGAACGGCGCUGCCGGCCUGUGGGAUGUCCAUUUCCGUGUCGGUGGCUAUGCUGGCACCAAGCUCCAGUCCUCCAACUGCAAGAAGAACCCCACUGCCCAGCACCAGCCCAACCCAGAGUGCAUUGGUACCUUUAUGCAGCUGCACAUCACCAAGAACUCCAACGGUUACUUUGAAAAUGUCUGGCUGUGGACUGCCGACCACGAGCUCGAUCAGGAUGACCACUCUCAGAUUGACAUUUACAACGGUCGUGGUAUGCUCGUCGAGUCCCAGGGUCCCGUGUGGAUGUACGGCACUGCCUCUGAGCACUCGCAGAUGACGCAGUACCAGUUUUCUGGAGCAAAGGACAUUUUCUACGGUGCCAUCCAAACCGAGACUCCGUACUACCAGCCCAACCCUACUGCCUCUGUGCCCUUUACCCAAAACUCCAAGUUCUUCGACCCAGACAUGAGCCAGGCCAAGGCCGCAUGGGCCGUCCGCGUCACCGACGGCAGCGAAAGCAUCUGGAGCUACGGUGCAGGCACGUACUCGUUCUUCCAGAACUACAACCAGGCCUGUGUCAACGGCCAAAAUUGCCAGGAACACAUGAACGAGAUUACAAACUCCACCAAUGUCAACUGGUUCGGUCUUUCGACAAAGGCUUCGGUCAACAUGAUUACCGUGGCGGGCAAGGGUGUGGCCAAGGACAAGGAGAACCGGUCCAACUUUUGCGCUACAUUGGCCAUUUUUGCGCAGGCAUAGCGUGUUUUGCCGUCUUCUCUUGGCUUACAGAAAAGACACACAUGUGCUUGGCGAUGAAGGGGUCAACUUCAUCGAUGGAGAAGCAUAUCUUCUUCUUUUUCUUCAUGCUUUUCUUCUUUCCCCUUUUGUUUGUGGGGCCCUAUUCUUUCAUCACCUUUUUUCCUUGCAGUUCUUCUACAGCAUAUACAUACAUAUAUAUAUAUCCAUA
Messenger RNA from Exserohilum turcica Et28A, 2734 nucleotides. RefSeq names its product glycoside hydrolase family 55 protein. The coding region runs from base 187 to 2526 and encodes 779 amino acids. The transcript is spliced from 2 exons. Gene Ontology annotation, molecular function: polygalacturonase activity. NCBI's taxonomy places the organism in Eukaryota, Fungi, Ascomycota, Dothideomycetes, Pleosporales, Pleosporaceae. The record is from RefSeq and is a predicted model, not a curated record.